ACCGGACCCGCCCUGCCUCGCCACCCGGUUUUCGAGCCCAGCCACCAGGUGCGACGUCCCGCCAGGAGUCUGAGAUGGCUUCAGUGACUGAUAGUAAAACUGGAGUCAAAGAUGCCUCUGACCAGAAUUUUGACUAUAUGUUCAAACUGCUCAUCAUUGGCAACAGCAGCGUCGGCAAAACUUCCUUCCUUUUCCGCUAUGCUGAUGAUACUUUUACCCCGGCCUUUGUCAGCACUGUUGGCAUUGACUUCAAAGUAAAGACAGUCUACCGUCAUGAGAAGCGGGUGAAGCUGCAGAUCUGGGACACAGCUGGACAGGAGCGGUACCGGACCAUUACUACAGCCUAUUACCGCGGAGCCAUGGGCUUCAUUCUGAUGUAUGACAUCACCAAUGAGGAGUCCUUCAAUGCUGUCCAGGACUGGGCUACUCAGAUCAAGACCUACUCCUGGGACAACGCCCAGGUGAUUCUCGUGGGAAAUAAGUGUGACAUGGAGGAAGAAAGGGUUGUUCCCACUGAGAAGGGCCGGCUUCUUGCAGAACAGCUUGGGUUUGACUUCUUUGAAGCCAGUGCCAAGGAGAACAUCAGUGUGAGGCAGGCCUUUGAGCGCCUAGUGGAUGCCAUUUGUGAAAAGAUGUCUGAUUCGCUGGACACAGAUCCUUCCGUGCUGGGUACCUCCAAGAACACGCGUCUCUCUGACACUCCACCGCUGCUACAGCAGAACUGCUCAUGCUAAGCAAAGCCCACCCUUCUAACACCCCUCAUUGUGGCUCCAUGCACAUUUGCUUCUCUCUGAUACAGUGUCCACUCCCACCCCUGAGUAAACUUAAGUUCCAACUGUUCUUUGCCAGCCCCUGGAGUUCCCUAGAGAUGGCCCCAAUUAUGGACAUUCAGCACUAGACUAACAGCACAGGACAUGGCAUGGGUGGAGAAUUCCCUUUGCAAAAGAUAACUGCAUAUUUUGAAGAGGGUUUGAUAUGAAGACUUGGAAAGAGGGUCUCUUUCCUACCUGUGAAAUGAGAUUUCCUCCUUUUACCAAAAUUUGACACACCCUUAUAUCUUGGGGCCUGGCCAAAUGUGUAAGGUGAGGCCCACCUGCAUUGCUAAUCUUAUUAAAGAAUGCUUCUCGCAAAGUA
Molecule: messenger RNA, 1134 nt
Organism: Octodon degus (degu)
Lineage: Eukaryota; Metazoa; Chordata; Mammalia; Rodentia; Octodontidae
Gene: Rab3b
Product: RAB3B, member RAS oncogene family
Exons: 5
Coding region: 75-734 (219 amino acids)
Biological process (GO): regulation of exocytosis; protein localization to plasma membrane; protein secretion
Cellular component (GO): synaptic vesicle; plasma membrane; endosome
Molecular function (GO): GTP binding; GTPase activity
Source: RefSeq, a predicted model, not a curated record